ACAAUACAUACCUACUCGUAUAAAACAACCACAAGGUUGAAUGUGUGUAUAACACGUGUACACUAAUACUAAAGAGUACACUUGCAGUAACGUCGUGGAUAUAGGUAGGGCAAUGCAAGAGGGUGUGGAACGUAACGUUGAUAGUGUGACAUAAGUAGAGACUGACGGCAAAGGAGUAGAUUAAGAAGGCAGUUUGUUGUUGGAAUACGGUCCUCGUGAUGAGGUCCAGACUUUUCGACAAAUGUGAUAUAUCAUGUGUGAAAUAUGACUUGACCCCUAGGAAAUGUUCCUGCUAAUGUUCCGGUAUCAAUACACCUGACUUUCAUGACUUGAUAUUCAUUUAUACAGUUACACUUAAUGCAAUGUAAGAGGAUUGACAAGUAAAACAUGAUGAGAAUGCGAAAAUGCAGGAUUGGACUAGUGGUAGAUGUGGUAUUGAUACUCCUAAUAUUGAUCUUAGGCUCAUUGUUCAUGUUCAGGAAAAACAAUGUUGUCUCUAGCGAUUACGCGUCCCCACCAAAGUUACAAUUGAACAUACAAGGGGAUAACACCCCUCUAUAUAUCCACCAGGGUACUACCAGAUACACGUCCGAAGAGUUGCACAAACCUACACUAUGGAAAGACGCUUCCAAAAGCAACAUUUAUAUUCACCUACCACGGGUAUGAGUUUUACGAUCUCAAAAUAACGCUUAAUAUACUUCUACAGCGCACACCAAAGGAACUGAUUGAUGAGAUUAUAGUUGUUGAUGAUGGUACCACAGUGGAGUACAUACGUAAAGACUCUGAGUCUUUCCUUAGUCAGUACCAAACGUUGAGAGUUAUAAGAAACAGUGCAAGAUUGGGCCCGGCAAGCUCUCGUUUGAAAGGCGCUCACGAGGCCAAGCUUGGAGCCACUCUUGUGUUUUUAGACCAUAAUGUGGCGUGUAACGAAGGCUGGCUAGAGCCUCUACUGCACGAAGUGGAGCUUGAUUCCUCCACGUUGGCCACACCACUCUUUGACAGCCUGGCAGAUGCAAUGACGAUGAAGUACAUGCCCUCGGGAGAGAACUUAACACAUGUCUUCACGUGGGGUAUGCGAACAGUAUCAUAUAUGACUCAACAAUACCCAAGCGUCUCUAGCAUACGCUCAACUGUGGUCAUGCGUGGUCACGUCUUUGCAGUGCAGAACGAGUUCUUCCAGAAAAUUGGAGGGUAUGACCCAACGAUUGAGCUCGGAGGAGGAGAAAACCUGGAGCUAUCGUUCCGGACUUGGAUGUGCGGGGGCAAUAUUAAAGUUGUCCCUUGCUCUCGGGUCGGUAUUCUCGCUCUCAAUCAUCCCCUUGAAAUAACUAAUGGGAACAACAUCAAGCGCAUCGUUGAACUGUGGAUGGGCGACCGUAGGGGGUUGGUGCUACGCGAUAAACCAGAUGCAGACAUUGUUAAAUCAGUUCAAGCGCGUAAAUCUAGUCUAGAGACUUUGAAAUGCCAUGAUUUUUCAUGGUUUCUUAAUGAAGUGGCGCCAUUCCUGGAAACACCUAAACAUAUACCUAAUCAAUUUGGAACCCUGUAUGUAAAAAGUGGCUACUGUGCGAGAAGGAGCUCAGAUAACAAUCUCCAGUUGGGUGAGUGUAGAAAGAACGAAUAUAGCCCAAAUUCGGUGUUCCAUCUCCAUACAAACGGAAAGCUAUUGUGCGGAGGAAAUUGUCUCACAUUGACUCACUCUAGAUUUAUCACAGUCCAACCCUGCAGGGAAGGUGACGAUAAACGACAACAUUGGAAAUACGAAGACACUGGGGAAAUCACCACAAAGGACCCACAUAAGGAGGGUGAUAAACUUUGCAUGAUGCACGUCACGGACCCCGAUACCGCAAAUCAUGGGCGGCAGAUACUCAUGGUCCAACAUUGCCACAUUGGAGCAAAUCAUGAUUUUCAAAAAUUUGUUUUUAAUGUUUUCUAAAAGUGAUAAAUCAUGUAAAUUGCGUAUUUCAAUAUUUUACUUACGAUCCUUAUUUUAUUUUUGAAAAUAACAAUUGAGAUAUCUGAUCAAAUAUAGAUGUUAUUAAGAUGAUUUCAUCAAGGUAAUGAUUGCAGUGGCUCACUAUGUGAGCUAACAUUAAUAAAAUUGAUAUAGGA
Owenia fusiformis is the source of this 2112-nucleotide messenger RNA. The record is from the annotation of a GenBank genome assembly. NCBI's taxonomy places the organism in Eukaryota, Metazoa, Annelida, Polychaeta, Sabellida, Oweniidae.